Molecule: messenger RNA, 790 nt
Organism: Lepidothrix coronata (blue-crowned manakin)
Lineage: Eukaryota; Metazoa; Chordata; Aves; Passeriformes; Pipridae
Product: endogenous retrovirus group K member 25 Pol protein-like
Exons: 2
Coding region: 8-736 (242 amino acids)
Biological process (GO): DNA integration
Molecular function (GO): RNA stem-loop binding
Source: RefSeq, a predicted model, not a curated record
UACCCCAAUGCCAGCUAAGGAAGGGGUUAAUCCCAGGGGCAUAACAGCCAAUGAAAUCUGGCAGACAGACGUUACACAUAUAGCUGAAUUCGGUAAACUAAAAGAUGUCCAUGUUACAGUAGACACGCAUUCCAGAUACAUUAAUGCAACAGCACACACGGGAGAAAAAGCCAAAGACGUCAUCAGACACUGGCUCAGUUGUUUCGCAAUCCUAGGAAUUCCAAAAACCAUAAAAACUGACAAUGGCCCUGCUUAUUGUUCUGAAAAAAUCAAAACAUUUCUCACAGAUUGGGGGGUACUCCAUUCCAUAGGUAUACCGCAUUCACCCACAGGACAAGCCAUUGUAGAAAGAACUCACCAUACACUAAAGGAAAUGCUUCAAAGACAAAAAAGAGGGGAGUCGGUAUAUAGCCCCCAGGAACGCUUAUGGAAAGCGUCAUAUGUUCUAAAUUUCUUAAACUGUGAUGAUACAGACCAUAGCAGGUAUGAACACCAUCAUAAAACUCAAAUGCUUUCAUCUUCCAAACCACCAGUUAUGAUCAAAGAUCUAAUAUCUGGGCAAUGGUCAGGACCAGUAGAUCUCAUAACAUGGGGAAGGGGAUAUGCCUGUGUAUCCAAGGGUACCAAAUUACAAUGGGUCCCUUCUAGAUGUGUCAGGCCUUAUAUCAGCCCUCUGCCACAACAGGAACAACCACCAGAAGAAAUAAGUGAAGGAUUUGGAUUAGAAGAAACAUGACCAACAAUAGUAAACACAUCACACAGUGAAAAACAUAAUAUAAGAAAAAAAAGG